AUGUUGUCUCUAUCUCAGAAUUGGCGCUCUUGUAUAGCAGCGUUUGCUCUUACAUUUUCGGUCAUCAACGCCUCUCCUGUACCUGGUCAGACUUCUAGUGUCUUAAGUGUUGUUUCAGCAUACAAUGGAGCCACAACUAUUACCGCAAGCACUCAAGUCGUCACUUACGCCGCUACCACGAUUUCGACUAGUGGUACUUUGACCUGUACGAAAGCUGGAACCUACAGUAUUGGAACGAGCACAACGGUUGUUUCGAAACCCACAAACAUUCCAUGGACGGCACAGGAAGUAAUCUACGAGUAUUGUCCAUUUUCCGUAUUUGCCCUUUUUAGCUGCGCUACAUGUCCACGCCUCAUUACUGUUGAAAAGUGCUAUCUUGGUUAUUGUGAAAUCAGCGUCGAAUUACGAACUCCUUCUAAGGGUACUACCAGCACCAGCACCUCGAAUGCCAGUUCAACAAAUUUCAUUAUUGGUAUUGGGUAUUUGGAGCCAACAGUAACGACCACUAAGGCUCUUUCUGCUUAUGCUACGGGAUACACAUCAACUAUCCCAGCUAAACUGCUUGCAGCUGGAACUGUCAUUGUUGGAUCUCCAGUUCCUUAUGUUACUUUGACGACUUACCUUGAUGAUGGAUCGCAAGCUUAUACUUCAACCAUUGGUGGUACCAUUUUGGAUGCCAUAUCAAUUACAACCAUCACUUAUACCACUACUGUAUCAGCCUAUGACUCGGCUUAUACCUCCACAAUCUCCGCGGAAAACUCAACGCCUGGAACUGUAAUUGUGGCAACUCCGGCACCAUUUGUUACUUCAACUAUUUACCUCGACAAUGGGGAAUCUGCUUACACUUCAACUAUUGGUGGAGAUGUCAAUUUUGGAGUUCCUGUGGGCACUGUUACAACCACCACAUUUCUUCCUACUGAUGGCAUAGCUUUCACCUCUACAGUUCCUGCAGCUGGACCCAGUUCGGGAACAGUCCUUGUUGGAUAUGUCCAGAGUGAUGUCACUACUACUAUCACUGGAUCCGCAGCUGCCACAAGUACUAUAGCUCCCUCUGGCACAAUUCCAGGUACUAUAAUUAUUACGGUGCCCACACCCGAUGUAAACUGCAACAACAUCGGUGUCCAGUUCGCAGCUUUUGCCGAAACUCCACAAAUCAUCAACUCUGCCGGAACAUACGCGAAUUUUGACCCCGUCAUUUAUAAAACCCAGACUGCAGAGAUCACUGGCAACACCACUGCUGUCAGUUAUAGCGUCACAACCUACACAAACACUGCUGUAUCUGUGUAUGGUAGCACCCAAAAGCUCAACGACUUCUAUCUCGUCAUUGAUAAUCGUGGAUACCUCUUCGCUCAGAUGACUGGUACAUAUACCUUCUCCACGACAUCAGCCGAUGAUAUUUUCUUCCUUUGGGUUGGAGCUAAUGCAUACUCCGGUUGGACCCGUGCUAAUGCCGAUUUGAUUGCAACAUUGACUUAUCCAUCACAAAAAUUUACAAUCGAUUUGGUUGAAGGAGAAUACUAUCCAAUAAGAUUCUUGUGGGCGAAUGGUGAUGGACCGGGUCUCUUUGCUUUCUCGGUUACCGCCCCUGAUGGAACUACUAUCUUGGAUGGUAAUACUGUUGCUAGUCCUUAUGUGGUACAAUUUUCGUGUGAUGGUACUUCGGCACCUGAAUAUCCUGCCUGGGGCGCUGAGAAUUAA
Messenger RNA from Botrytis fragariae, 1698 nucleotides. Its product is annotated as putative ca2+-modulated nonselective cation channel polycystin protein. Bases 1 to 1698 code for a protein of 565 amino acids. The transcript is spliced from 2 exons. The record is from RefSeq and is a predicted model, not a curated record. NCBI's taxonomy places the organism in Eukaryota, Fungi, Ascomycota, Leotiomycetes, Helotiales, Sclerotiniaceae.